Messenger RNA from Durio zibethinus, 3043 nucleotides. Its product is annotated as embryo defective 2735. The record is from RefSeq and is a predicted model, not a curated record. NCBI's taxonomy places the organism in Eukaryota, Viridiplantae, Streptophyta, Magnoliopsida, Malvales, Malvaceae.
UCCCAUACACCUUAUAUCCAAAGAAAAACCCAUCAUAGACUUUCUUCAGUACUGUCGAACCCAGUUAACACUUGACAGCAUCUCCCCUUUAAUUUUUGGAGAGUGAAAGAAAAAAUUUGAGUUAUUCAGUUGCUUAAUCAAAUUGGGUCUCUCCUAUUCCUAUAUGUCAACCUAAAAUGAAGGUGAAAGUAGUGUGCAGGAAAGUCUAUGACUACAUCCGAUACGAUCUCAAAGAAAUAGCUUUCCCUUCUUCAUUGCCUGAUCCUCCCCACAUCAAAAAGCGCCGCAAAUUGACUUGGCACGAGCGUUUUUUGGUCUUAAAGGAGGCCUCUAGGCUUUAUGCUGCGAGCUGGGUAAGGGAUAUUGGUCCUGACCUUAGACCAAAUGAUUAUAAGAAGGAUGAAGAGAGUGAAGGUAAACCUAGUGGAGAUAAGAGCAGGACUAAAGAGGCAGAACCUUCUACAUUGGAAGAUAUUGCGGUUGCUGCAAGAGGAGGGAUGGAGACUUUGAAGCCUGUUUUACAGAGGUUAUACAUGACUAGGGCUUCUGCAUAUAGAGAUGCUCUCAAGAGUUUUAUAGAAGGAUAUCAAGAAGGUAUCCAGCAGGUCAUGGAGAAAAAGGAAGAUUCUAAAGCCCAACAAGAAGGCAAGACACAGAAAACUUCAACUUGACUACUGAUGAGUGCAUAAAAGGCAAUUCAUGUGAGCACUUCUCCAGCAUACCGAUUGUUGAUACAGGUUUAGAGGUUUGACGGACCUGGUUGUCAUGAAAUCACAAGCGUGAUCCAUAUCCCAAGGAUUUUCCUGUAUUUUGAAAGUAAACUUUAAAAACUAUGAAUAUGAUAAGAAUCUCCGAUCGUAGUGCUGAGGCUUUUUUUUUUCUUCUGAUUGAGGCUAAACAAAUUUGAAGGCAGGAUUUUUGGUAUUUCGUGCAUGUAAGUUUUUGGCUUAGUUCAGUUCUCUACAGUCUUGUGCUUGCAGAAAUGUAAAGGAACCAUUAUGCCUUAUCUCUUUGUUAAGUGCAACCCAAGAAUUCCUGGAUAGCUGCUGCCAACUGCUUAAAAGAGGCAGUUUGCAUACAAUACUUGAUUUAGGCUUUUUGGCUUUUGCAUUAACGGACCAAUUUUGAAUGAGCUGCUCUCACACUCACACUAAAGAAACCAGAUGUGUCUUGAUUGUGAAAGAAGAAGUGUUGAUCUAGUCUUAUUGCAAGCCAUAUUAAUUAACCAAGGCUCUUUUCUAUUGAUGUUUUUACUAUUUAGUUUUAGUAUUUUUUUUGGCCUCUUGCUUUUUAUUCAUUUAUUGCAAAAGUAGCCCAAAAAAAAAGCAAAAGCAUUAACCAAAAGAAGCCUAAGAACGGCCUUAGAAUAAAAGUUUGUAUUUUACUAUUAUGAGCUUAUUUGUCUUUUUGUUGGAAUGAGAGUGGGACAUUGUUUCUUCAUGUGAAUUGAUAGCUGGGUUGCGGUUUUGCUCCUUUCACCUGGGGAUCUUUUAUGGCCUCUCCAAGGGAUUCUUAGGAAUCUGCUGGGCUGAAAUAUUCAGUGUACAAUAUGUUUAAUAUUCAAGUAGAUACUGUCGGACUCUGCUUUUAGCUUUUCAGGAAAGGCUUGUAUGUGGAAAACAGUGUUUGUGUCAAAUUUGCAGUAGCAAAUGUCUGAAGUACAUUGCAUAGAGUAGAGAGGGAAGAGAGGUUUGAAAAUGACUUGCACAAUAUAAAUGGCUGAAUGGAAAUGGGGGCUCCAGAAUUAGAGGUUGGUGCAGAGUUGAAAUUCCAGUUAAGCUUGCACUAAUAAUAGGGUGGAACAUAACUGUGAGAUACCAGUUGUUCUUAAUACCUGUGCAAGAAAUCUGUUACUCUGUCAAAUGAUACCGUUGGUGGGGCUAUUGUACACAAGUCAUCCCCGAGUGAAUUGUCUUGCUUUGAACCUUCCAAGCACAUGGGUUUUGCUUUUAAGUGUUCAGCAGCAAGAUUUUAUGAGAUUCAUCCGGAAAGUUAUCUGUUUCCUCUGCAAUUCAGGGAUGGUACUUCAUUGGCUUCAAGAUUAAUUUUGCUUGCAGGUCGUGGACAUUCUGGUGCUUGAAAACUUUUCUUUUAAAGAUACGCUUCUGAUGGUUCUAAUAUUUUUAAGAUAUGUAAUUUCCAACACACAAUCGUUUUUUCAUUGAAAUUCUUAAAAUUCUAAACUUACAAUUACUACAAACUCUAGUCACCUCUUGAUAUUUUAAUGCUGUCUGUUGCUUGCAAUACAAUUUAUUUGGUUUUGUUGCUCAGGGGCUUUAAGUAAGAAAAAAUUAGCUCAUUUUUCUGUGGCAGAUGUUAAGAGUUUUGAAGCUGAGGGUAACCUAGCUUCCAAAAGCAUAAGGUCUGACAAAGAGGAAAAGCUAAGUGGGACAAAGAAAUAUUCUCAUGUUCUUACUAUAUUUAUACUGUAUUUAGCCAUGCAUGAUUGAAUUAUUCUUGUUGGACAAACCCAUUAUACAGGAGGAGUCCCUUCAAUCAUUUGAUUGACCACCACCCUGAGGCCAAUGAUAACAAUAUCUAAUGAUCCUUCAACUUGCAGAGCCACUAAAACUUUGGAGGCCAUUUUCAAUGGAGGCAAUGGGUAACUCUCUUGUCUGAAUCCUUAUGGGGGCCUGAUCAUCAAUUGACACUUUAUCUUAUUAGAAACAUAACGAAUGUAAAGAUAACUGUGUAUCUUGUCACCAAAUCCAUUCGCCGGCAUUAAUAUCUCUUAGUUAACCUGGAAGGUCUUUCAAACAUGUGCGUGCAAGCUAGAACCCUGUAGCCAUUAUUCCAUACGCAUUGAUGUGUGGUCAAAGCUUCAUUUUAGUACUUAGGUCAAAAGCUUUGUCUAAUUACUGCGUUGUAUGCUUAAUCAAAACCAUUCAUUCAAGGGUCACACAUCAAUUUUUGUCACUGGAAUGCCUACUGUUGUGCUUAAUGGUUUUAAUCAUAACUGAAAACUAUACUUAUCCAUCAGCUUGCUUUGAGCUGUUUGUAUGAUUUCAUGAUUAAGAACAUUCAUUAAAUUGAAUGUUUUUGA